AUGGAUUGCAAAGAUCCACCGUUGUUUGAUGUGGACAACAACUUCACUCACAAUAUUUUACAAACCUUAUUCCUAACAUACUCCUCUUUCCAUCGCUACAUUUCCGUCCUGUUAUGUUUAUUUGGAUUGUUGGCCAAUUCAAUUCAUAUAUGGGUCCUAACACGACCACGAAUGCGAUUCAGCUCUGUGCAUACGGUAUUAGUAUGUAUUGCCGUUUCCGAUAUGGGUACUAUGACUUCAUAUUUGAUUUACAUGACACGAUUUGAAUUCAUGCAGGAGAGCACUGGAUAUCCAUAUGGUUGGGCGAUGUUCCUCAAAAUCCAUGUUGUUUUAUCAAUCGCUCUUCAUGCUAUCACUCUCUAUCUGGUCGUGUUGAUGGCCUAUAUCCGAUACCGUGCCAUGCGAGUCGUAUCUUCUGAAUGGCUCAAAUCCAAGCGUACUCUAAUUAGCUUAACUGAGACCCGUCUAACAUAUUCCAGUAUCGGCUUCUCUGAAAUGGUUCUUGAAAACGGAUGCUUUCUGAUGAAAGGGAAUCUCUGGUUAACUGGUAUAUUUCUGAAGGCAAUCCCGUGUGUACUCCUGUUCUGGUUUACAAUCGCACUUAUUGGACGAAUGAAAGAAAAUAAAGAGAAGCGGAAGAAACUUUUAAAAAGCCGUGAUGAUAAAGGAAAACGUGAUGUCACCACUUAUAUGCUCGUAUUCAUGGUUACGGUGUUUCUGAUAACAGAGCUACCGCAAGGCGUUAUGGCUGUGCUUAAUGCUAUUUACACAUCGCAGUUCCACUCCUAUGUCUAUCUGUCGCUUGCUGAUGUCCUCGAUCUGUUGUCGUUAAUAAAUUGCUACGUAGCAUUCCUUGUAUACAUCUGUACAUGCUCACGUUAUCGUCAGACGCUGCUUUCAAUCCUGCCAAAUAUAUUUUUCAGUGCCAUUCUUUCGCGUCAUAGUUCACUGAAACGAGAAAAGUUAUCGUAUGCCACACUGGGUGUAGCAGGAUGUUCACCGUUGAAUGUCGUAGUGUCCCGCAGCGAUGAAGAUCAACUACUGUAA
Molecule: messenger RNA, 1047 nt
Organism: Haemonchus placei
Lineage: Eukaryota; Metazoa; Nematoda; Chromadorea; Rhabditida; Trichostrongylidae
Source: the annotation of a GenBank genome assembly